Molecule: messenger RNA, 2320 nt
Organism: Oryzias melastigma (Indian medaka)
Lineage: Eukaryota; Metazoa; Chordata; Actinopteri; Beloniformes; Adrianichthyidae
Exons: 2
Coding region: 84-1076 (330 amino acids)
Biological process (GO): DNA integration
Molecular function (GO): nucleic acid binding
Source: RefSeq, a predicted model, not a curated record
UUGGAGGGAAGCAAUGCAUCAGUUCUGUCAUCCAUAACUGUGUCAUUUGUCGGAAACUUCGAUGGAAGACAGAAACACAAGAAAUGGGGGACCUUCCAAAAGACCGUCUCAGUACCCAGCCUCCUUUCUCCUACGUAGGCCUUGAUAUAUUUGGACCUUGGAGUGUUACUGCAAGACGUACUCGUGGAGGACACAGCAGCAGUAAACGAUGGGCCGUCCUUUUCAGCUGUAUGAGCACCAGAGCCAUUCAUAUUGAGCUGGUGGAGUCCAUGGAUGCCUCAAGUUUUAUCAAUGCACUGAGACGAUUCGUUUCCAUUCGGGGACCAGUGAAGCAGUUCAGGUCUGACUGUGGAACCAACUUCGUGGGCGCAUGUAAAGACCUUGGCAUCAGUUCCACCCACUGCAACAGUGCAAAGAUCCAGAACUUCUUGACUGAACACGAGUGCACCUGGGUCUUUAAUCCCCCUCGAGCCUCUCACAUGGGGGGCAGCUGGGAACGUCUCAUUGGGGUGACAAGACGCAUACUUGACUCCAUGUUGAUGAACAUCUCAUCAAGACAGCUUUCCCAUGAAGUGCUGUCAACCCUCAUGGCAGAAGUAACUGCUAUUGUCAAUUCACGACCCCUAAUUCCGGUCUCUACUGACCCCAGCUUUCCUUCUAUCUUGACGCCCGCGACUCUGCUUACUCAGAAGGUUGCUGUACCAGCUGCUCCGGCUGGGGAGUUUGAAGAGAGUGAUCUGUACAGACGACAAUGGAGACAGGUUCAACAUCUGUCCGAGGUUUUUUGGCAUCAAUGGAAGAAUCAAUACCUCUCUACCCUACAGAGUCGCAGGAAGUGGUGCUCCAAGAGGCCUAACUUGCACAUUGGAGAUUUGGUGCUGUUAAAGGACAGUCAGCUUCAACGGAACCAAUGGCCUGUGGGAGUCGUGACCAACACCUUUGCAAGUCAGGAUGGCAAUGUCAGAAAGGUGGAAGUGAAGAUUGCUUCUGGAGGAGAGUGUAAAACCUUUUUGAGGCCCAUAACGGGAACAGUGCUCUUGUUGCCACAUGCCAAGGACAGAACAGUUGAAAAGUGAACUUGGCAUGACAUCUAAAGAUGUCAGACGGGGAAUGUGCUGGAUAGGAUUACUCCUCACCAGCAGAGGGCGCUGCAUUGUUCUGGAGUGAGAAGUUCAAUGACUGUAGCCAAUAGGGGGAGCUCAAGCUCAUCAACAGGAAGUUCCACCCUCAUGUUCACUUCAGUCUACAGAUGGCCAAGGAAAAGACAGAAUCUAAGCCCAUCCUUGUUGUUGCUCACAGAAAGCAUUGUUUUUUACUCUUUGUACUUGUGGAGCACGUCCAAAUUAAAGGGACAAACGCAUGUCACGUGUGCAAGAGUCAUCUGUCUGCAUAGCUGCACCCCGGUGUGAUAGUGAGGGCAGAACAGCCAUCAUCCACAAAGAUCUGCCAUUUUGGGGAAUGCUUCAACCAGUAACUUCGAAAUCUGUAUUUAUAACAAGUAAUAAUAUAUUUCUCUAAAUACAAUUAAAGAGACAACUUAGCAAAAUAAAAAAGAAAGAUAACUAUACCUCUGUAUGAUUAGAGUCCUCUGGGAGACACACACUUUGCCUCCCCAUGCCAGCUUGAAGGAGUUAAAGUUCCUCAGAGGGCAGGGGUGUGUAAGAGGUGUUUUUGGGUAGUAGAUAAAAACUAAGUGAUACCGUCUUGCUUUGUUUCUUUAGAUAAACUUUUGGAGUCAGACAUCUCUUUUUUCCACGAGCAAAUGUCGGCUUAAAGUAUCCAGGAAAAGAUCUGUGAAAAAAAAUUAGUAAAGAAACACAAAUUGUGAAAUUAAAUAUCAAUUAGAUGCAAUAAAUGAUUAAGGUGAUUAACUUUUUUAGAUACAUUUUUUUAAAGGAAAUACAUUGACAUUUAUAGAACUCAAAAAAGGAAAUAUAUAUAUAUAUAUAUAUAUAUAUAUAUAUAUAUAAUUUUUUUUCUUUAUUUUUUUAAAGUACACAUAAGAAAGUAUAAACGACACACAGUAUUAAUUAAAAAGAUACUUACUUUCCGUUCUUGCGCUACGCUCAUUGACCGUUAAACAUGGCAGCUCUUGGCCGGUUGGGGUCCUGUCUGAAUGCACGGCACUUUAUUGGAUAGAAUCUAGACCAAUCAGGAGGCUGGCACAAAUGUAACACUGAGAAAAAAAGUUAAACGCAAAGCCAAAGAUGGGGUGAAUGGAAGAUGAGCCACUACGCAUCUAAAAACGUUUGUUCGCAACUUUUUUUUUUGUCCUGACACACACAAAAAAAAGUUGCAAAGGCAAAAAAAAAAAAAAAAA